AUGGAAGCUGUGAGCAGUUUUCUGAAGUUGGAUAUUCUGAUAUUUCUGGUGCAUCUUGGACAUGGGGAAGCAGCAAAACUUGUCCUAGUAAAUAAAGACUUCAGUGUUGAAAGGGGACGGGUGGUGUAUGUGACUGAUGAUGAAUUACAUUUUAAUGUCCCCGGGGAGAGGAACCUUUGUAAGGUAGAGGUGGUUUUAAAUGAGCCAAUUACACAAAGAGUGGGGAAACUUGCACCUCAGUUUAAUGCCUGCCAGCCAGGAUCAAAGGAAGUGUAUAUUCUAAAGACCAACUGUGAAGGUUUCCUGGAGAUGCAACUCCAAUAUCAACACCUCAGCCCCCUAUCCCCUGACACAGAUUACAUCCCCAUCCAGGUGGAGAUCAGAGACAAAAAGAGCCAAUGUCCAUUACAGACAGAAAACGUUUGGAUUCCUGUGGGGAUAAAGGGAGCCAUCCCAAAUACACAGGCCCAAGCUGCAUUUAUAUCCAUGUUCAUCUUGGAGAUUGAUCAGUUUAUUCUUACCCCACUUACAACAGCAGCUGUAGAUGCUGAAGCUGGAGAAACCCCAAAAGACAGAUUAGUGUUCAGCAUUACCAAAUGCUCACUAGAGGGGUAUAUUACCCAUCUGGAGGACCACACCAAGGCCUUUACAUCUUUCACUCGGCAGGAUUUAUACGACAUGAAGAUUGCCUAUCAGCCACCCAACAUCACUCAUUCUGAGAGACAGAACUAUGAGUGUUUGUUUUGCUAUGUUGAGUAUCAAGCAAUUGAUAGUGCCUUCAUGAUCAGUUCUCCUAUCAUGGUCCAUUUUUCAAUAAGAUGUGCUCCAAGGGUUGCAUGGAACAUGGGGCUUGACUUAUUGGAAGUUCAGUCAUAUCCAGUUACCUAGGGUACCCUUCAGAUUGUGGGCAAUGAUAAACUUAAUGCUGUUCAGCUGGUGGAAGAACCACAGCAUGGAUGGAUCACAGUUCGAGGAGGCAAAGGCUUCAAAUUCACAGUUAAAAAUCACAAAGAUGGAGUUGUUCAUUUUCAGCAUGGUGAUAGUGACGCAACCAAGGACUAUGCAAUCUUCAGAAUCUUUGAUGGAAGGCACAAGUUUCCGAUUAACAUCCUCCCUAAAGAUGACAGUGCACCAUUCCUGAUGAGCAACAUUGUCUUUCAGCUGGCAGAAGGGAAGACAGUCCUCAUAGAAAAGCAUAUGUUGAUGUCGUCUGAUUUUGACUCAAGUGAUGAUUAUAUUCUCUGCAAGAUAACCAAGCCACCCGGUGCUGAAGAGAUUAUCAAGACACACUUUCCAGAUGGACCAGGUAUUCCUGUGUCAACCUUCUUGCAAAGAGAUGUCUUCCGCCUCAUUUACUAUCACCAUCUUGGAGGAGAGAUUUUUCAAGACUCGUUUGAUUUCAUCUUAUCUGACAGUCAGGAACCUCCUAACCUUUCAGAUAUUCAAACUGUAAUGAUUCAUGUUAUGCUGGUGAAAGACCAGUUGCCAGAGGAAGUUCCUGGGACUACAAGACAACUUGUUGUCAAAGAAACUGAGAUUGCACACAUCACAAACAAUCACCUCCACUUUACAGACACCGAGUCCCCAGAUAAUCAGUUUAUGUACAUGGUUACUAAAUCAUGUUUCUCUCCCUCUUCUCCCGGAUAUCUAAUUUUCACAGACAGCAUGAAAAGCUAUAAAAAAGAUCCUGCUAUUUCUAUGCUGACAUCGUUCACUCAGCAUGCUGAAACACAUUUAAAAGUGGUGUACAUGCCCCCAGAGAGAGAGAGUGGUCCUGACCCGCUGUUUGAACAGUUUGAGUUUUCUGUUAGUGACCAGCAGGGAAGAGUAGUGGCUGGACUCAACUUUAACAUCACAGUGAUGCCUGUGGAUGAUGAAGCACCUAAGAUUUUCACCAAUCAUCUAACAACAGAGGAAGGUGCCAGUUUCUUCAUCUCUGGGGAGAAUCUAAUGGUGUCAGACUUGGACACCAGGGAUGAUCUUCGAAUCCAGCUGAAGAAACGUCCUCAAUAUGGGCACAUUGAACUGUAUGGACUCAUUAUGCAGGAAGGAGAUAUGUUUACCCUUGAGGAUUUGCAGUCUUACAAAGUCAGGUACCAGCAUGAUGAUUCAGAAACCCUUGAAGAUAUAGUCAUAUUUCCAGCAACAGAUGGAUUUAACACUGCAGAUGGAGUGUUAAGAGUGCAGAUUAUACCAGUUAAUGAUAAGCCCCCAGAGCUACAGUCAGGAUUAAAAUCAAGACUGGAGUGUCCGGAGGGAGGACACGUUGUUAUCACCACAGAAUACCUUUAUGCAACAGAUGCUGAUAGUGAUGACACAAAAUUGACAUACAUGAUUGCUCGUGCUCCAGCGCAUGGGGUGAUUCAAAAGAGAGGAUUCAUGGUGGAUAAAUUCUUCCAGCUGGAUAUCACUCAGAGAUUGAUCACUUACAUACAUACGGGAGGUGAAAUAGGACAUAGCCUUUGUGACGACAACUUGACCCUCAUUGUCUCAGAUGGAGAGGCUGGUACAGUGGAUAGUUGCUGUUUUAAUAAAGCUCUCCCUCCACCAUUACCUCUUCACACCAGUCUCCCAAUCUGUGAUCUGAACAUCACAGCCCUCCCCAUCAACAACCAACGUCCCACCAUUCAUCUGGGAAUGGAGGAACUGAGAACAGGAGCCAAUCGGAGAGAAGAGUUAAGAGUUGGCUCAUUCAAAUGGGUAAUGGAAGGUGACAUGUGUGAGCUGGAGCCUGGCACUUUGAAUGCUGAAGAUCUUGAUAAUCAUAAUGCACCGAGUUUCUCUGUCAUUGCCCCCCACCGCCCCGUUCACGGAUUGACAUUAAAUGGAGUCUGUGGCAGAGAUGUCGGUCGGUACAAGGAGCUGAACUCAGCAGCCCUUUAUCAAGACUUACAGUUUCACAGCUUUUCCUUGGCUGAACUCAAGCAAGGACUGAUGCUAGUGUACAUGCAUGAUGACACAGAAAGCCUAGAGGAUAGUUUUACCAUGCAGCUGACAGAUGGCAAGCACACAGUCCAAGGGACACUUUACAUCUACAUCAUGCCAGUCAACGAUGAAAUCCCUCAUCUUUCCAGGUCUGCAGGUUUGGAAGUUGAUGAGAAUAAGGUCAUUUCCAGUGUAGCAUUAGAAGCAGAAGACAAAGAUUCCCCCAGGGAUAAACUCCAUUACAUCAUCAACAAUGUGCAAAAAUUAGGGAACCUAAAGUUAAAGGCCAUGUCAUGCUGGACCACUCUGUAUCCUGGAAUGAAUUUCAUUCAAGAGGAUGUGGACAUGAGCCUCCUCUGGUAUUUCCAUACUAACAUCCUGGGUCUAAAGAGUUAUGAUCGUUUUCAGUUUUAUGUGACAGAUGGGGAGAACAGCUGCCCACCGGAAAGCUUCUACAUCUCCAUUAGAAAUGUGGGCAAAGGGGACAUUGUUCUACUCACCAAACCUGUAACUUUAACAGAGGGUGACAGGGUGACCUUGACGACAGAUGUUCUUAUGGCAACAGAUGGCACUAGCAAACCCGAGAAGCUGCUGUAUGCCGUCUCUGUGCCACCUGUGCACGGUCAGAUUGAGUACAUCAAUUAUCCCGGCAUGCCCAUUUCCAGUUACAGCCAGUUGGAUGUGGUAGCCCAGAAGGUCUGCUACGUUCAUGACAAUAGCCAUGAGGCUAGUAAGGAUUCAUUCAGGCACGCUAUCAGUAAUGCAGAGGAGUUGUGCAAACACCAUCCACUCUAUGCAAAUUUUACACAGAUGGUUAUCAAUAACAUGGAAGCGUACUACAGACACAAUGGAUGUGCUGGGAAAAUUGAUAGAUUUUCAUUUGUAGCUACCGACAAAGUCAAUCAUGGUUUUCUGGUCAAUGGGCAAAUGAGAGAAAAGGCAAUGGAAUUUACAAUAUAGGUCAAGCAACAUGACAAAAUCUCUCCAACACUCCAAGUGAAAGAAAGUCUGACCACCAUACAGAACCUGAAAGAUGGCAGGCUUGGAAUUCUGAUUACGGCUUGCAAUUUGAAAGCCACAGAUGUUGACAACAAAGAUGAAGAUCUCACCUUCAAAGUUCAGCGGCCUCCUUUCUUUGGGUAUCUGGAAAACUCAAAAACAGGUAGUUAUGUACGCAGUACUUUUACCCAGAAUGAUUUAAACCAGCAGAUCAUCCGGUACAUCAUAAAUCCCUCCACUGAAGUGACUUCAGAUAGCUUUGAAUUUCAAGUAUCCGACGUGGCAGGAAAUACAAUGGUUCCAGAAGUACUUGAAAUGAAAUGGUCCAGAGUUGAACUGGUGGAAACUUGCUAUCGUGUCUGUGAAAAUGUUGGGACUGUUGCCAUUAAGGUGGUAAGGACAGGACAGAGCGCAGAGCCAUUAUUUGUUGGUAUUAAGGUCCAAGAGGUUUCAGCUAGAGUUGGCUUAGACUUCACUCACAGUAUGGCAAGUUUAGUGCAGUUUGAUCCCGGUGUUUCCAUAAAGUCUUGGAACAUCCACAUUAAAGAUGAUGGCCUGGAGGAAAACCAUGAAGUGUUAAAAAUAAUACUGAGCGUGCCUUAAAAUGCUGUUCUGGAGCAGAAGAAUGAACUGACUGUAGAAAUUGUAGAGUCAAGGGCAGGUGGCUGCGUCUCAGCAGGCUUCAAUGGGACUCUCGAAGCAUUGGAAAGAAGUAAUAAAGUUUCAGAAAGUCCACAGCAUCCUGCACGUUUGCUAUUUGACAGCAGGAGUGGGAAAAUCCUUCAGGAAGAGACUAGGGCCACUGAGAAGGGGCAGCGUCCUGUAGGGUGA
Terrapene triunguis (Three-toed box turtle) is the source of this 4755-nucleotide messenger RNA. RefSeq names its product FRAS1-related extracellular matrix protein 1-like. The record is from RefSeq and is a predicted model, not a curated record. Gene Ontology annotation, biological process: cell communication. Gene Ontology annotation, cellular component: membrane. Lineage: Eukaryota; Metazoa; Chordata; Testudines; Emydidae.